UACUUAAAUUUCCAAAUCAACUUCUUCACUGUUUAUGUACUAUACUUGAACCGAUGUGUUUGAAGUGGAGAAAUCAAACAUAGUCUUUGCUCGUUGCCAGACAUGCGACUUGACGUGAGGCAGAGUAGUGAGCGUUGUUUAGUGAAUGAGCGAAUACUACAGUGAAGUAGUGAAAGUAAGUUCGAGGAUGAAUGACAGUCGUGUACAGAUAUUGAAGAUAUUUCCAGUAUUUACUGUCCUGUUUUCAUUAUGGGUUCUGUAUGUGACGCUUAGAGUUCUUGAUGAAACUGGACAAAGUAUUUUGGUUUUCGCAUUGUUGCUAUCGCAAGUCUAUUUAAACUGGUUGGCACUGCUACUUGGCAACCGCAACUGCACAGCUUCAAGAAGUCAAGAUAAAAGUUACUUCAGUUGGGAACUACUGAGUGCCGCUUCCGAUGAUUACGACUUCAGUAACUCAUCACCUCCAUGGGAUAGUAACAGCGAAAAGAAUGUUGAGGAAAACAAAUUUUAUGAUUACGAUUUUGUUUCGAACACAGACAUUACAAUGCAAAGAAUUUGGUAUUGCCCUCGCUGCUGUCAGAAUUCUUUCAUAAAAUGUUCCCAUUGCUCAGUGUGUAAGAAAUGCAUUAUUGAGCGGGAUCAUCAUUGUUUUUUCUUGGGAACGUGUAUUAGCAUGAAAAAUAUCACAUACUUCAUUAUUCUGUUAAUUUACACUGGUCUAACAUCAUCUUAUGUCACUCUGUUGUUGUGCAACAAAAUGAAUUUGCUUGACUCCUCUACUACAGUGUUAAUGGAGCACUUCUUUCCAGUAUCAUUUGCGAAAUGGUUAUCGGGCGAAGAAUAUACAUAUAACCUAAUAGAAAAAUUGCUGUUGAAUGUGUGCGUGUCGUUGGCUCUAUUUAGUUUGGCAUUUGCCGCCUACUAUUUGUGCAAAGCAGCAAGAAGUAAAACUUUACAAAAGUCACAUAAGCAACGGGAUAUUAUUUCCUUCCUGAAAUUUACAAGAAACAAUGCAUCGCAUUUUAGAAAGCAUAAUCUCGUUAAUUUAAUAUUCCCAAUGAUUCUAAUGAGGUAUUUGCCUUUCAACGUAGCGUCCAACACCCACAAAGAAAAUUAAGUUUCGGACCACGACUAAAGUGAUAAAACCAAGCACUUCUGUAAACAUUGCAUAAACUUCAAGCAAGAUUUAGGAUCUGAUCUUCAUAACUCUAUUUGAGUACAUCCAGUAAAAUAACACACAAUUUAACUGUCAAAUUCAUAAACUUGAAAUUCAGACCUCUGUGCAAAUGUUUGCUAGAUUUAUACUUUCUGUGUGUAAUAUAUUCUGUGAUACUGUAAAUAUACUGUUGUGUGAAAAUCA
This is a messenger RNA of Schistocerca serialis cubense, 1360 nucleotides long. RefSeq names its product putative ZDHHC-type palmitoyltransferase 2. Lineage: Eukaryota; Metazoa; Arthropoda; Insecta; Orthoptera; Acrididae. The record is from RefSeq and is a predicted model, not a curated record. Gene Ontology annotation, biological process: peptidyl-L-cysteine S-palmitoylation; protein targeting to membrane. The transcript has a single exon. Gene Ontology annotation, molecular function: protein-cysteine S-palmitoyltransferase activity. Gene Ontology annotation, cellular component: Golgi apparatus; endoplasmic reticulum. The coding region runs from base 146 to 1117 and encodes 323 amino acids.